This is a messenger RNA of Colossoma macropomum (tambaqui), 717 nucleotides long. RefSeq names its product selenoprotein W, 2a (gene mien1). The transcript is spliced from 4 exons. NCBI's taxonomy places the organism in Eukaryota, Metazoa, Chordata, Actinopteri, Characiformes, Serrasalmidae. The record is from RefSeq and is a predicted model, not a curated record. Gene Ontology annotation, biological process: negative regulation of apoptotic process; positive regulation of filopodium assembly.
CACUACAUAGGGCGUAGGGAGUGAUUUGCGAUAAAGCCCAAAUCUUUGUCGAAACUUCAUACGGCAAGGAGAGCAGGAAACGAUAGUAUCGCGGCCGGCUGUGAUGGGUGUAAAAAUCCGAGUGGAAUAUUGUGGCGGAUGAGGCUACGAGCCCCGCUAUCAGGAGCUCAAGCGGGUCGUCAUCGCUGAGUUCCCUGAAGCGGAGGUGUCCGGCUUCGUCGGCAGACAAGGGAGCUUUGAGAUUGAAAUCAAUGGACAAUUGGUUUUCUCAAAGUUAGAAACCGGUGGUUUCCCUUAUGAAGAUGAUGUCAUGGAUGCCAUCCAGAAUGCCCACGAUGGCAAGCCGGUGGGGAAGAUCACCAAGAGCCGGCCGCCUUGUGUGAUACUCUAACCCCUUUUGACCGUGAUUACCACACCAAACUCUUUGUGGCUGCUCAGGGAAUGUUGCCUUCCUGGCUAUUACUUUGCAAGCAAGGCUUCCUUACGAGGCUGAACAUUGCAGGUUAUGGUUAAAACCAUUUAGAGUGAGAUGUGUGUAACGGGUCCUCAGGUGUUUCCUUUACUGUGCUUCUAACGGUGUGCUUUUUGGACUUAAAUGAUUACUGUAGCUGAAAGGUGAAAGGUUGCAGUAUGAAUCUCAUGGUCCAGACACCCCAAACCAGGAGCAGAGGGUCAAGGGAAACAUCAGAGAAGAAGGGGUUCUUACUUUGUCCAAAA